Molecule: messenger RNA, 4072 nt
Organism: Pimephales promelas (fathead minnow)
Lineage: Eukaryota; Metazoa; Chordata; Actinopteri; Cypriniformes; Leuciscidae
Gene: pde6c
Product: phosphodiesterase 6C, cGMP-specific, cone, alpha prime
Biological process (GO): signal transduction
Molecular function (GO): protein binding; 3',5'-cyclic-nucleotide phosphodiesterase activity
Source: RefSeq, a predicted model, not a curated record
UCCACCCUGACAUCCCACAAGUAAUGAAUCUGUGAGAGGACGAGCACAGAAGCGCACUUCAAAAUGGCAGACAAGGAUAGUGUGGAAAAGUACUUGGAGAAUAACCCCCAGUUCGCCAAAGAGUAUUUUGAGAAGAAAAUCCGAUGCGAGGCCAUCGCCGCCGCUUUUUCCGAGAACCUUGACAUCAAAGAUCCGUCCUCGUUCAAGGAUGUCAGCCAAAUCCAGGAGGCCAACAUUAUCUUCGACAUGGUCAAAGACAUGCAUUCGCAGCCCGUUAUGGAAAAGGCCAUGCACAAGGUCCUGCAGAGGAUAUGUAUGCUGGUGAACGCCGACCGCUGCAGCUAUUUCAUAAACCGAGCGAGAAAUGGCAUCCCUGAGCUCGCUACGUGUCUUUUCGACAUCACCCCUACCUCGAAAUACGAGGCCAACCUGGUCAACCCUCAGUCUGAAAUUGUGUUCCCUACUGACAUUGGCAUAGUUGGCCAAGUAGCAACCACGAAAAAAUCAGCUAAUGUUCCCGAUGUCAAACAGAACCCCAGAUUCAGUGACUUUGUGGACAAGCAGACAGGAUACACCACUAAAAACAUGAUGAUUGCGCCUCUCAUGAACGGGAAAGACGUGCUUGGUGUGGUUACGGCAUUAAAUAAAGUUGGAGCAAAUGAAUUCUCUAAAGCAGACGAAGACCUCUUCACCAAGUACAUCAUUUUCGCCACAGUCAUCGCCCUACAGCACUACACUGCAUACAUGUAUAAUGUGGAAUCUAGAAGAAGCCAGGUUCUUCUGUGGUCUGCCAGCAAAGUCUUUGAAGAGUUGACAGACAUCGAGCGACAGUUUCACAAGGCCCUGUACACCGUCAGGACCUAUCUCCUGUGUGAGAGGUACUCUGUCGGCCUCCUGGACAUGACCAAAGAAAAGGAAUUCUAUGAUGAGUGGCCGAUUAAACUGGGAGACGUGGAGCCAUACAAAGGGCCGAAGACGCCUGACGGCAGGGAAGUCAUCUUUUACAAGAUCAUUGAUUAUCUACUAGAAGGCAAAGAAGAGAUCAAAGUCAUACCGGGCCCUCCUGUUGACCACUGGGCACUUGUUAGCGGCCUCCCCACCUAUGUGGCUGAGAACGGCUUUAUUUGCAACAUGAUGAAUGUUGCUGCUGACGAUUACUUCACCUUCCAGAAAGAAGCUGUGGACGAAACGGGCUUCGUCAUCAAAAACGUCUUGUCCCUUCCCAUUGUCAACAAGAAAGAAGAAAUUGUGGGUAUUGCCACUUUCUUCAACCGAAAAGAUGGCAAGCCAUUCGACGAGCAGGAUGAACAAAUUACUGAAGCCCUGACACAGUUCUUAGGAUGGUCUGUACUGAAUUGUGACACAUAUGACAGACUGAACCGGAUGGAGUGGAAAAAAGAUAUUGCACAGGAAAUGGUCAUGUACCAGACCAAAGCCACUCCAGUUGAAGUCCAACAGAUUCUGAACACGAAGGAGAAGUUUGACCAAGAACCUGAGGACUGCGAUCAGAAAGAAAUGUACAAACUCUUGAGAUCCACCAUUCCAGAGGCCAAAGAUGUUGAUCUCCUAUUAUUUAGUUUUAGUGACUUUCCUCUCUCUGAGGUUGACCUCAUCAAGUGUGGCAUUCGUUGUUUUUUUGAACUUGGAGUGGUGGAGAAGUUCAAAGUGCCAGCAGAGGUCCUAACCAGAUGGAUGUACACCGUACGAAAGGGCUACAGAGAUAUCACCUACCACAACUGGAGGCAUGGCUUUAAUGUGGGCCAGACCAUGUUCUGUCUCCUGCAAACCGGCAAGCUGAGAAGAUACUACACAGACCUUGAUGCCUUUGCGAUGGUAGCGGCUGCAUUCUGUCACGAUAUUGACCACAGGGGUACCAACAAUCUCUACCAGACAAAGAGCGGAUCACCUCUGGCCAAGCUUCACGGCUCCUCCAUCUUAGAAAGGCACCAUCUUGAAUACAGCAAGACGCUGAUGGCAGAAGAGAAUGUUAAUAUUUUCCAAAGUCUGCAGAAACGCCAGUUCGAGACAGUCCAGCACUUGCACGAUGUCUGCAUCAUUGCGACUGACUUGGCCUUGUAUUUCAAAAAAAGAACAAUGUUCCAGAAGAUUGUUGAUGCCACCGAACCAAUGACUGAUGAGAAGGAAGCGGUCGCCUAUGUGGCCAACAACCCCAUUAGGAAGGAAAUCAUUAUGGCAAUGAUGAUGACCGGUUGUGACUUGUCUGCCAUUACCAAGCCAUGGGAGGUCCAAAGCAAAGUGGCUCUCAUGGUGGCAGCUGAAUUCUGGGAGCAGGGAGAUCUGGAAAGAACUGUGCUAGAUCAACAACCCAUUCCCAUGAUGGACAGGAACAAGUCAGAUGAACUUCCGAAGAUGCAGUGUGGUUUCAUUGACUUUGUGUGCGCAUUUGUGUACAAGGAAUUUUCAAGGUUCCACAAAGAGAUCACUCCCAUGUUUGAUGGCCUGAACAACAACAGGGUCCACUGGAAGGAACUGGCUGAUGUUUGGCAAGCAAAGGUGGACGCUUUGGAGAACGAACGAAAGCGACUAGAAGAGGAGCAAGCUAAAAAGGCUGGAGGUGAUGAAGGAGGUGGAGAGGGAGGAAAGUCCAAAACCUGCACCAUAUUUUAAACGUCAUCCGCCAGAAAUUCAGAGCCACAGAGAAGUCUGGGCCAGCUGGCGAUCAUGUAGAGGGAGGUGAAAUGUGCUCCUAGGAUCACUACAUUUUCACCAGUUUCCUCCAUUUUCUGUCUCAUUUCCCUGGACGUACCUUCUCCAAGUGAACACGUAGGCAUUCGCCAGAAAUGGAAGUACUGUACCUGUCAGGUUCUCUUUCUGAUGGGGUGCCAGCCUAGAGCACCAGCUAAUUUUCAUCAUAUAGACAAUUUCAUGCUUUUUCCUAACCGUUGAUUUCACCUUGACUGUACCUUUUAACGUCUCACUACACUGGAGGAAGUAAUGCCACGCAACGGUGGCCGAAACACAACUCUAUACAUGCGUCGAAUGUGUAGUAGUUCACAGAGCUUACCUGGAGUAUACGGCUUUUGAGUCCAUAAAAGAUUUGUCAUCAUGAAGUAGAGCAAUAAAUGUUAAUAACUUUCUUGACAGUAACUAAUUGAUCAAAAUAGCAUAAUUCUCGAAUGAUUCCAGAAUCGUGUGGUGUUUAGCUUCUCUGUAAAAUGAUCAUCGAAGCUUCCAAUUUGACUGGAUUCACUCCCAUUUAAAGGUGAAGUGUGUAAUUUUCCUGAGCGCGAACCCAUCUGUAAUUGGUCAAACAAACAGAUAGCCCCACCCCCAAACAAACGCCAUUGGUGUUGCCAGGCUGUUUAUUGUUUUGAUAGCACCUUUUUUUGGGGGGAUGAAAUUAACUUACUAAUGACUUGCUUAUAGCUCUCUAUGCCUACUAAACAGGAGAGAACGGAUUUUAACAUCCCAUAAAACUACACACUUCACCUUUAAACUACCAAAAAGCAUUUUAAUACAUGGCAGUUGCUUUGUUUAGAGUUGAAGGACCAACUCAUUUGAAGAAGAGCUUUUAGAAACUGUGGCCGAAGGCUUAUUAGCAAGGGAUUUGUAAAAUGCAUCUCAUGCUACAAGUCACUCUGACAAUGAGUUGUUCUUGUUCAAGGGGCGAUGGCACUGCUAAUGCUAAACAUCUUGUGCAGCGUUAACCACUUGUUGCGGUUGUGUUUGGAUGGAUAUGAGACAGGACGUUUGGAUUCUUAAAAGAUACACUUUUCUACUUUUUUUUUUUUUUGUUCUUUAAGGAAGAUUAAGCUGAGAAGGUGAAAUGGUCUAAUUCAGUGUCAAUGGAUUAUGUGUUCAGGAACAUUCCAGCUGUGAAGAAACAUUUAUGACCAGAACUUUGAUGUUUGUUCUUUAUUCAUUUAAUGAUACCUAAGCAUUGCACAUAGUUUUCAACCUAUUAUCGAAAGUAUAACAUUGAGUGUAUUACAUAGAAUAUCAAUUGAUAACAUAGAGGUAUUUGUUUAUACCAAACGUUUAAAUUACUUUUAAGGGGUAUUCUAUGGAGGUACAAAAUGUCAGGGAAUAUUAAAAAAAAAAAAAAAAAAAA